AUGGCUGAUUCGAAUGAUACUCACGCACCACCCGAGCCGGUUCUCGAAGUGCCUCCACCACAAGAGAUUCGAAUUCUAGAAACAUCAGAAGAUAUUCAAAAUCGACGUCAAGAAGUGUUGGGACACUACACACAAUUCAAAGACUUCUCCAAAACCAAACGUGAUCGUCUUGAAGAAGCGCGUCAAUUUCAAUAUUUCAAACGUGAUGCUGAUGAAUUAGAAGUGUGGAUUUUGGAGAAAUUGCAAACCGCUCAAGAGGAAUCGUUCAAAGAUCCAACUAAUCUUCAGGUAAUUACUGUUUUUUCUUUAUUUUUUCUUCUUACAAAUUACAUAACAUCGAGGUCGUUUUCCUUUCUUUUUGUCACCGGAACUUUUCAGUAAUAUUUUUGACACCAGCUGACCCAUAUUUACUCGUCGCCCGCUAUCUAUUUUGGAUAUCUGUAUAGUUAGAGUGUCCUUGACAUAGUAAAUAUAUAAUAUAAUAUAAUAAUUUGCGCAGGGGAAAAAAUAGAAGAGACAGUUUGGUUGAUAAUCCGAUUAAAUAUAUUCUCCUUUUUCGGAAAAAAAAGAUAGAUUAAGAGAGACUGGUUAUAUAACUCACAAAUUACUAAUGGAUGAGAAAAAUAUUAAAGUAAACUUUUCAGGCCAAGAUUCAAAAACAUGAAGCCUUUGAAGCUGAAGUUCAAGCUCACGCCAAAACCAUUGCCAAUCUUGAUAAGACCGGAAAUUCGAUGAUUCAACACAAUCAUUUUGCAAGUGAUAUCAUCAAGGUAAUUUUAUUAUCUAGAAUUGGAAAAUUAUUAUCAAAUUAUAUAUUUUUUUAGAAACGAUUGGAAGAAUUGCAUGCUUUAUGGGAUAAACUUUUCUUCAAACUUAAAGAUAAGGGAAUUAAGCUACAACAAGCAUUGAAACUAUUACAUUUUAUUCGACAAUGUGAUGAAGUAUUAUAUUGGAUUCGUGAAAAAGAGACCUAUGUCACCGCAGAAGACAUGGGAAUGGAUUUGGAACACGUUGAAAUACUUCAAAGAAAAUUCGAUGAUUUCUUGAAAGAACUUGGAAAUCAUCAAUAUCGAAUCAACGAAAUCAACCAGGCUGCUGACAAAUUGGUUGAAGAAGGACAUUCAGAACAUGAUCAAAUUUAUAAGAAACGUGAUGAUGUUAACGAUGCAUGGCAUAAAUUGAAUACAUUGGCUGCGACAAGAAAAGAAGGAUUGUUUGGAGCUCAUCAAGUUCAACGAUUCAAUCGUGAUGCUGAUGAAACUUUGGCUUGGAUUGGAGAGAAAGAUAGUGCAUUGUCGAGUGAUGAUUAUGGAAGAGAUUUGAAUAAUGUUCAAGCUCUUCAAAGAAAACAUGAAGGAACUGAAAGAGAUCUUGCUGCUUUGGAAUUGAAAAUGCAACAACUUGAGAAAGAAGCUGCUAAAUUGGCCGAAACUCAUCCAGAUCGUGCAGAUGCUAUUUAUCAAAAGAACAAUGAUACCAAAGAUUCUUGGAAUGCGUUGAAAGAAAAAGCUCAACAACGUAAAGAUGGAUUGGAGCGAAGCUACCAAUUGCAUCGAUUCCUCGCUGAUUAUCGUGAUCUUGUUAGCUGGAUUCAAGAUAUGAAAGCUGUUAUUGGAGCUGAUGAAUUGGCUAAAGAUGUUGCUGGCGCUGAAGCACUUCUUGAAUCUCAUCAAGAACAUAAAGGAGAGAUCGACGCCAGAGAGGAUUCAUUCAAUCAAACCGCCGCUGCUGGACAAAAAUUGGUGGAAAUUGGAAUUCCUGGAAGCCAAGAAGUUCGCGAGAAGCUCGAGAAAUUGGCCCAAGAAAAAGCUGCUCUCCUCGGAUUGUGGGAAGAGAGAAGAAUUUUGUAUGAGCAAUGCAUGGAUCUUCAAUUGUUCUACAGAGAUACUGAACAAGCUGAAACCUGGAUGAACAAACAAGAAGCUUUCUUGGCUAACAAUGAUCUUGGAGAUUCACUCGAUUCUGUUGAACAUUUGAUCAAGAAACAUGAAGAUUUUGAAAAAUCAUUGGCUGCUCAAGAAGAAAAAAUCAAUGCUCUUGAUGAAUUUGCCACUAAAUUGAUUCAAGUAAGAAUACUUUUUUAUCACAAUACAAAUUCAUUUUUCACAUUUCGAAUUACAGGGUCAACAUUAUGCUGCUGAAGAUGUUGCUAAAAGACGUCAAGCUCUUCUCGAUCGCCGUCGUCGUCUUCUCGACAAAGCUCGUCUUCGUGGAAACGCUCUCAAAGAGAGUUACAAGAGACAAACAUUUGAUCGUGAUUGUGAUGAGAUGGUUAGCUGGAUCACUGAAAAACUCUCGACCGCUCGCGAUGAUUCAUAUUUGGAUCCAACCAACAUUCGUGGAAAACUUCAAAAGCAUAUCAACUUUGAACAAGAAUUGAAGGCUAAUGAGAAUCGUCUUGACGAUAUUCGCUUAACUGGAGAUCAAAUCAUCCAAUCUGGACAUUUUGCUUCUGAUCAUGUAAGUUUCAAAUUGAGAAAUUAUAGAACAUUAGGAACAAAAAUGUUUUUCUAGAUUGGUGAUCGUUUGCGUCAAGUGAACAGCUUGUGGAAUGAUUUGGUUGAUGCUACCAACAAAAAAGGAGCCAAACUUCGUGAUGCUGGAAAUGAGCAACAAUUCAAUAGAAACAUUGAAGAUGUUGAAUUGUGGCUCAGCGAAUUGGAAGGACAAGUUGCUUCUGAAGAUUAUGGUAAAGAUCUUGUAUCUGUUCAAAAUCUUCAAAAGAAAAUUGGAUUGUUGGAAAGUGAUUUUAACGCUCACAACGAUCGUGUUGAUGGCAUCAAGAAUUUGGCGAAACAAUUCGAAGAUGAAGAGCAUUUCAAUGCUCCAGUCAUUGUUCGCAAACAAGAAUCACUUCAAUCAAGAUAUAAUGCUCUUCGUGAUCCAUUGGAAAAGAGAAAGAGAAAGCUUGGCGAAUCACUUCAAGGAAAUCAAUUGUUCCGUGAUAUUGAAGACGAAUUGGCAUGGAUUCGUGAGAAAGAACAAGUUGCUGGAAGUACCAAUCGAGGACGUGAUUUGAUUGGUGUUCAAAAUCUCAUCAAAAAGCAACAAGCUCUUAUCGCCGAAAUUGCUAACCACGAAAGCCAAAUCGAAUCAGUCAGCAAAGCUGCUGAAGAUAUGAUUCAACAAGGGCAUUUCCUUGCUCCAGAAAUCCGCGACAAACUCGCUCAACUCCGUGACAACUGGAGAAUUUUGAAAACCAAGGCUGAGAAGAGACGCGGAGAAUUGGAUGAUUCCCUUCAAGCUCAUCAAUAUCUUUCUGAUGCUAAUGAAGCUGAUACUUGGAUGAGUGAGAAAGAACCUAUUGUUGGAUCAACUGAUUAUGGAAAGGAUGAAGAUUCAGCUGAAGCUCUUCUUAAGGUAAAUAAUAAUUUCAGAGAAUAUUUCAAUAUAUUCAUAUUUUUUUAGAAACAUCGUGCACUUUUGUCCGAUUUGGAAGCCUUCAAAGGAACCAUUGAAGAUUUGCGCAAACAAGCUUCACAAUGCAAAUAUCAAGAACAACCAAUGGGACAACUUGGAAGAGAUUGUGUCUUGGCUCUUUAUGAUUAUCAAGAAAAAUCACCAAGAGAAGUUUCGAUGAAGAAAGGAGAUGUUCUCACUCUUCUCAAUGCAUCAAACAAAGAUUGGUGGAAGGUUGAAGUCAAUGAUCGUCAAGGAUUUGUUCCAGCUGCCUAUGUCAAGAGAAUUGAACCAGGAACAGCUCAACAACAUGCCCAACAACAAGUGAGUUAUUAUAUCUUAUAUAAACAAAACAUAAACAAUAAAAACAACUGUUAGGUAAACUCGAUUGGUGGAAAACAAUCUGAAAUCGAAGACAAAUAUCAAAGACUGAUGAUGUUGGGAGAAACCAGAAAGAGAAAAUUGGAAGAAGCUUGCAAAGGAUAUCAACUUCUCCGUGAAGCUAAUGAUUUGGCUGAAUGGAUCAAGAGCCGCGUAAGUUUUAUUUAUUUUUCUUGAAAUAAUCUUGAGUUUCUCUAACUUAUUAUUUUUAGACUAACAUGGCAGAAGUAAGUAAAAAGAGUCAACAAAAUAUGUAUUCUUAUUGUAAAAUUUUUGUGAAAAAGCUUUGUGAAGAUGUGUUUUUUUUUUUGAGUAUUGUUAUUUAUCAGCAGUCUUGGAGAGAAUCCUAAUUGAAAUCCAUGCGGAUCUGGGAUUUUGUGGCUUUUUGUGAAUUUCAAAAAUAAAUAAUUGUUUUUCAGGAAGCUGUUGCUGCUCAACAAGAAAUUGGAACCGAUCUUGAACAAGUUGAAGUUCUUCAAAAGAAAUUCGAUGAUUUCAAGGGAGAUCUUAAGGCUAAUGAAGUUCGCCUUCAAGAAAUGAACCAAAUUGCAACUGCUUUGACAUCAGUUGGACAAACUGAAACCGCUGUCAGAAUCCGUCAACAAAUUGAAGAUUUGAAUGCAAGAUGGAGAGCACUUGAAGAGCAAACCGAACAAAGAGAACAACAACUCGGAUCAGCUCAUGAAGUUCAAAGAUUCCACAGAGAUGUUGAUGAAACUAAAGACUGGAUUCAAGAAAAAGACGAAGCUCUUGAUAGCGAAGAUUUCGGAAGAGAUCUUCGAUCAGUUCAAGCUCUUCAACGUAAACAUGAAGGAGUUGAAAGAGAUUUGGCUGCACUUGGAGAUAAGAUCAAAUCAUUGGAUGAGAAGGCAAACCGUCUCAGACAAUCGCAUCCAGAAGCCGCUGAACAAAUUUAUGAUCUUCAACGUGAAUUGAAUGAACAAUGGAAUCGUUUGACUCUCAAAUCCAACAACAGAAAGGAGAAACUUUUGGAUUCAUAUGAUUACCAAAGAUUCUUGACUGAUUAUCGCGAUUUGAUGCAAUGGAUUGCUUCGAUGAAUCAACUUGUCAGUAGUCAAGAAUUGGCCAAUGAUGUUACUGGAGCUGAAGCUCUUCUUGAACGACAUCAAGAAUACAGGUUUGUAAUAAAAACUUUUUACGAUGGUUCAAACCUAAAAACUUUUUUUGCAGAACCGAAAUCGAUUCUCGUUCUGCCACAUUCCAAGCUUUUGAUCAAUUUGGAAAUCAACUCUUGAAAACUCGCCAUUAUGCUGCCAAGGAUAUUGACAAGAGACUUCAAGAUGUAAGUUUUUCUAAUUUUUUGAUGGAACCUCUUGUGAAAUUCUUUUUUUUCAGGUUAAUGAUGCUCGCAAGGGACUUGAAGAUGCCUGGGUUGCCAGAAGAAACAUUCUUGAUCAAUGUCUUAUGCUUCAACUCUUCUACAGAGAUUGUGAACAAGCUGACACUUGGAUGUCUGCUCGUGAAGCUUUCUUGGCCCAAGAAGAUCCAUCUGGUGAUAAUGUUGAAUCACUCAUCAAGAAACACGAAGAUUUCGACAAAGCUAUCAAUACUCAAGAAGAAAAGAUCAAGGGACUCAAAUUGUUUGCUGAAAAUCUCAUCAAGGAAGACCAUUAUGAUGCUCCAGCUGUUGAACGUAAACGUGACCAAAUUUUGGAUCGUUGGAACAAUUUGAAGGAUGCUUUGAUUCAAAAGCGUUCGAAAUUGGGAGAAUCACAAACUCUUCAACAAUUCUCACGCGACGCUGAUGAAAUUGAAAACUGGAUGGCUGAGAAAUUCCAAAUUGCUCAAGAAGAAAACUAUCGUGAUCCAACCAACAUUCAACAAAAACAUCAAAAACAACAAGCGUUUGAAGCUGAACUUUAUGCCAAUUCUGACAGAAUUGCAGCUAUCAUUCAAGCUGGAACCAAUUUGAUUGAUAAUGCUAAAUGUGGAGGUGGUGAAGCUGCGGUUAGCGCAAGAUUGAAGGCGUUGAAUGAUCAAUGGGAUUUGCUCGUCAAAACAACCACCGAAAAGAGUUAUCGUCUCAAAGAAGCCAACAAACAAAAGAGUUUCAUGGCUGCUGUCAAAGAUUUGGAAUUCUGGUUGGGAGAAGUUGAAAUUCUUCUCAACUCGGAUGACUAUGGAAAAGAUUUGGCAUCUGUCGAAAAUCUUUUGAAGAAACAUUCUCUUCUUGAAGCUGAUAUUGCUGCUCAUCAAGAUCGUGUUAAUGAGAUGAACGAUCAAGCUGAUUCAUUGUUGGAGAAUGAUCAAUUCCAAGGACAACAAAUUGCUGAAAGAAGAAAGUUGAUUAGUGAUCGAUAUGAUAAUGUCAAGAAAAUGGCUGCGGAUCGUCGUGAUAAAUUGAGCAAAUCUUUGAAUGUUCAUCAAUUCUUCCGUGAUAUUGAUGAUGAAGAAUCAUGGAUUAAGGAGAAGAAAUUGUUGGUUUCAUCUGAUGAUUAUGGUCGUGAUCUUCCUGGAGUCCAAAAUCUUCGUCGUAAACAUCGUAGAAUUGACACUGAAUUGGCUAGUCACGAACCACAAGUUUCGCUUGUUAAGCUUAAAGGAGAAGAAUUGUUGAGAAGUGCUGCUGAAGCUGGAAUUGGUGAAGAUCAAAUCAAGAAACGUAUGGAUGAAUUGGAGAACUCGUGGGGACAAAUUCGUGAUCUUACCGGAAGUCGUCAUAAGCGUUUGGAUGAAUCUGAAGCAUUCCAAGAGUUCUUGGGAGAUGUUGAAGAAGAAGAGGCUUGGAUGAAUGAGAAACAACAAAUUCUUGGAUCUGACAACUUUGGUGAUAACAUGGCUGGAGUUCAAGGAUUGUUGAAGAAACAUGAUACAUUCCAAGUUGAUUUGGAACUUCACAAACAACGUGUUGCUGAUUUGGUUAACCGAGGUGACAAACUUAUCGGAAAUGGCAAUCAUCAUGGUCCACAUAUCAAACAACGAUGUGAUCAACUUCGCACAAGACUUCAAGAUAUUGAAAAGAUGGCUGAAAGACGUCUCGCUAAACUUCGCGACAAUUCAGCUUAUCUUCAAUUUAUGUGGAAAUGUGAUGUUGUCGAGAGUUGGAUCGCUGAGAAAGAACAACAAGUUAGAAGUGAAGAUUUUGGAAGAGAUCUCUCAUCUGUUCAAAUUCUUCUCACCAAACAAGAAGCUUUUGAUGCUGGUUUGAAUGCCUUUGAACACGAAGGUAUCCAAAGGUUCGUUUAUUUUUUGAAAAUUUCUUUGUGAGAUCAAAACAAUAACAUGUUUUCUUUAGAAUCACUGAAUUGAAAGAUCAACUUGUCUCGGCUCAACAUCAACAAUCACCAGCAAUUGAUAAACGCCAUUCCAAUGUGAUUCAACGUUGGCAACAACUUCUCUCGCAUUCUGAAGCUCGCCGCCAGAAAUUGUUGAAAAUGCAACAACAAUUCAAACAAAUUGAAGAGCUCUACUUGGCAUUCGCCAAAAAAGGCCUCCACUUUCAAUUCGUGGUUCGAGAAUGCCGAAGAGGAUUUGACUGAUCCAGUUCGAUGCAAUUCUUUGGAAGAGAUCCGCGCUCUCCGUGAUGCCCAUGCUGAAUUCCAGGUUUGUUUUGGUUUAGAAAUUGGGUUACUCACAAUAAAUGUUUCAUUUAUAGCGCUCAUUGUCCUCCGCCGAAGAGGACUUCCUUCAAUUGCAAGAUCUUGAUCGUCGGAUCAAGUCGUUCAACGUGGGCGCAAAUCCAUACACUUGGUUCACCAUGGACGCUCUUGAAGACACUUGGCGCAAUUUGCAACGAAUCAUCAAAGAGCGCGAACAAGAGUUGGCCAAAGAGCAUCAACGACAAGAAGAGAAUGACAAACUUCGACGUGAAUUCGCCAAACUUGCCAACUCUUUCCACACAUGGUUGACCAACACACGACAAGAAAUGAUGGAAGCUGGCGGAUCUUUGGAGGAACAAUUGGAUGCGGUGAAGAGAAAGGCUGGAGAGAUUCGAGCAAACAAAUCACAAUUGAAACAAAUUGAAGAGAAAGGAGCAAUGUUGGAAAGAAACCUUAUUCUGGAUAAUAGGUAAGAUUUUUUGAAUUCAAUUUAUUUGAAACAUAUCAAUUCAUGUAUUUUUCAGGUACACGGAACAUUCAACAGUUGGAAUUGCACAAGCUUGGGAUCAACUAGAUCAGUUAGCAAUGCGAAUGCAGCACAACCUCGAACAACAAAUCCAAGCAAGAAACCAAUCUGGAGUGACGGAAGAAGCACUUCGAGAAUUCUCAAUGAUGUUCAAACAUUUCGACAAAGAUAAGACUGGCCGCCUCGAUCAUCAACAAUUCAAGAGUUGUCUGCGAGCUCUUGGAUACGAUUUACCGAUGGUCGAUGAAGGUCAACCAGAACCAGAAUUCCAACGAAUUUUGGACAUUGUCGAUCCAAACAGAGAUGGUUAUGUAACACUUCAAGAAUACAUGGCAUUUAUGAUCAGUAAAGAAACUGAAAACAUUCAAUCAUCCGAAGAAAUCGAGAUGGCUUUCAGAGCCUUGUCGAAAGAAUUCAGACCUUUCGUUACCGCUGAGGAACUUUAUGCUGUAAGUUUUCAUAUUUUUUGUCAAAUUCAGAUGUUCAUAACUCUUUUGUUGCAGAACCUCACACCGGAACAAGCUGAAUUCUGCAUCAAACGUAUGAAACCAUACACUGAUGCGAUUUCUGGUCGAUCGAUUCAAGGAGGACUCGAUUACGAGCAAUUUGUCCACGCCUUAUUCCAAAGUUAA
Caenorhabditis angaria is the source of this 8498-nucleotide messenger RNA. The record is from the annotation of a GenBank genome assembly. Lineage: Eukaryota; Metazoa; Nematoda; Chromadorea; Rhabditida; Rhabditidae.